GACGGCUCUGGCGCAGAUGUUUCAAACAAAAGGUUUUGAAAAACCCACGAAAAACCACUGAAAACUCUAUAAUGAACUAAUAAUAAGUGAAAAACAGUGAUAAAUUCCGUUGAUAAAAAAGUGAGUAUAGGUGCACGCUACACUGGUCGGACGGCGGCGCUCGGAGGCGGCGGUGCGGCUGUGCUGUGCCGCGCGGGGAGCCAUGAACGGCCCGGCCACGUUCGAGGGCCACCCGGACCGGUACGGCGGCCUGCUGGUCGACCUCCGCCACGAGACGGUGCUGCAGGCCGCCAGCUUCACCCAGCUGCUCGCAGCGUCUUUGGAAAAAUGGACAUCUGAAGGCAUUCGCGGAGUUUGGUUCCGUGUUGACAUCGAACACUCUGAAUUCGUCCCUGUUCUUGUGAAGCACGAGUUUGUGUACCACCACGCGCUGCGCGAGUUCGUGAUGCUGGUGCGGUGGCUGCCGCGCCACGAGUCCGACCAGAUCCCGCCGUACGCCCACUCGCUGGUGGGCGUGGGCGGCCUGGUGGUGGCCGAGGACGGUCAGCAGCUGCUCGUCGUCCGCGAGAAGUACUACAAACAGCCGCACUGGAAGCUGCCCGGCGGCUUCGUGGAGCCCGGCGAGGACCUGGCGGCCGCGGCGGCCCGCGAGGUGCUGGAGGAGACGGGCGUGCAGGCGCGCUUCAGCUCGCUGCUGGCGUUCCGGCACAUGCACGGCGCGGCGCACGGCUGCUCCGACCUCUACUUCAUCUGCGUGAUGCAGCCGCUCUCCACCGAGAUCCGCAUGUGCCCGCGCGAGCUGGCCGACUGCCGCUGGAUGCCGAUUGCUGAAUACGCCCGACACGCGGACGUUCAUGCGCUCAACAAGCUGUUCAUCAACAAGUACCUCGAGUCGCGGCGACACGGAGCCAGCCUGCAGCUCUGUCAGAUGCACAUCCCGGGCGUCAGCCGCGUUCAGAACGUGUUCACGAUCGGCGCGCGCGCUGACGACGCUGACGAGGUGAAGGGCGCGGCGGCCGCUCCGGUGCUGUGAGCGCUCUCCGGGCACGCCGCGCCCCCCUCUCCCGGCGGCCAAACCGGCCGUUAGUCAGGCGUCCCGUCACUCAGCGGUGCCGGUGCACCCGUGUCGGCCCGAUUGCCCGCGGCGGCGCCGGUACAGGCGUGCCAACAGUAGAGGGACGGCUGCCCGCGGCCCGUGCCGGCUGGACGCGAUGCGACCUGGGUGCACUGCCUUCCGCGCGCCGAGUCUCGCCCAGAUGUUCGCAUACCAAGUAUGCGGGCUUGCCGCCUUGUCAAACUCUCAGGUACCAACUGUUUCUAUCUGCCAGACGGUGGUGAAUUGUUGCAGCUGACUGGCUGAUGUGAUUGUACGCUCACAUUUUGGUGCAUGACGCUCCAUUUAUUUACCCGAUAUAGUUGUAUAGCUGUAUUGCGUUGAAACAUGGCUCUGUUUUAGCUAGCCAUAACUAUUCUGUCACGACAGUGAUUUCAAACAUGUUCUAGGGCUUGUAAUUUUGGAAGCUACGGCGACAAGCCAGCAUAACUCAGAGGCUGCCAUAUUUUUUGUCUCAAUUGUGUAAAUGUUACAGUUGGCCAGCGAAAUCACAAAUUUCGCGGAGCCACUAUAGUUCGUUUUUUUUUCCAAAGGACGCUGGCUCCAAGUUCAUUAUCGUAGCUCUCACGUGAGUUUUGGCAGCUUCGGCGUCUGGCUAAGAAUUUCUGACCGAAACAAACUUCUGUUUCAACUUUUGCACGGUAAAUACCCGGAAAUUGUGUCUUGAAAAAUUAACAUACUGUGAUGACGUCACUGGCGGUAGCAGGCACCCAAUGUCCGUUCGAUGGGACAAAGUGUCGACGAAUUUGGGGAAAACUUUGUUUUUCACUGUUGCCGAGGCUAUAAUCGAAUAAGGGGUUCCGUCCAUAGUAUUUAUACGUUACAUUGCAAUACAAGUUCGACAGCAUGACGUCACCACUGUUCUGAUAUCUAGUCCUAAAACGCACGUGUGGAAUUUAUCGGGAAGAAAUCACAUGUUAAAAUUAGUCGACGCUCAAUUUUCUCAGGUUUAGUGUUUGCCCGCUUUGCUCGCUAAAACACGUGCUUAUUCGAAAAACAUACUUGGAGCCAGAGUCCUUUUGAAAAAAACGAAUUAUAGUGAAUCUACGCAAUCAUAGCUAAUCAGCAAACUUACAAAGCCACGUGAAGCUGCGGAAUCCACAAACUCAUACUGGAAAACUCGAUGAGCUCGUGGAUCUACUAGUGUGUGUGUGGGGGGGGGGGGGCUCCGCGUACUUCAUAAUCCGCGGACUGUCGAUUCUUGUUGUUCAGUGAUACCGCGGAUUACAGCCUUUAGUCUGUCUUCUUACAGUCUCCUUAGUUGCCAGGGAUGGCGGCUAUCCAGUAAUGUGGUGCAUUUUGGCUGCAUAUAAAUUAAAACAGAGAA
Amphibalanus amphitrite is the source of this 2441-nucleotide messenger RNA. Its product is annotated as nudix hydrolase 8-like. Lineage: Eukaryota; Metazoa; Arthropoda; Thecostraca; Balanomorpha; Balanidae. The transcript has 6 exons. Bases 203 to 1033 code for a protein of 276 amino acids. Gene Ontology annotation, molecular function: NADH pyrophosphatase activity; ADP-ribose diphosphatase activity; NAD binding. The record is from RefSeq and is a predicted model, not a curated record.